Salvelinus namaycush (lake trout) is the source of this 844-nucleotide messenger RNA. RefSeq names its product claudin-6-like. Gene Ontology annotation, cellular component: bicellular tight junction; plasma membrane. Bases 200 to 844 code for a protein of 214 amino acids. Gene Ontology annotation, biological process: bicellular tight junction assembly; cell adhesion. The transcript has a single exon. The record is from RefSeq and is a predicted model, not a curated record. Gene Ontology annotation, molecular function: structural molecule activity. NCBI's taxonomy places the organism in Eukaryota, Metazoa, Chordata, Actinopteri, Salmoniformes, Salmonidae.
CAAGAUUUCGGGGGUGCAUAGACUUUCCACAGCUUGGGACUAUUUUAGUGAGACAAAGAGAAAGGACUUUAACAUCCCAGUAACAACCAACGUGGUACAAAUACUUACGAAGAUCCAGCCAAAUACCGGUAGACAUCGUCAACCGUCACCACAACCGUUACUACUACCACAACAACAACAACAGCCUUUCACCUUCACCAUGGCGACCACCGGCAUGCAGCUCCUGGGCCUGGUCUUGUCCCUGGUUGGCUGGGUGGGCGGCUUCCUGGUAUGCUCUAUUCCGCUGUGGCGCGUCACCGCCUUCAUCGGCAACAACAUUGUGACGGCUCAGAUCAUCUGGGAGGGGCUGUGGAUGACGUGCAUCGUCCAAUCAACGGGCCAGAUCCAGUGCAAGGUGUACGACAGUCUCUUGGCCCUGCCCAGCGACAUGCAGGCGGCCCGGGGCCUCACCGUGCUCUCCGUCCUCCUCUGUGGCCUGGCCCUGGCUCUAGGCGUGGUGGGGGUAAAGUGCACCAAAUGUAUUGGUCAGAAUAGUCUGAAGGCUCGUAUUGCAAGGAUCUCCGGCUUUCUGUUCGGCAUCGCUGGGUUUCUCUACCUGGUUCCUAUCUGCUGGACGGCCCACUCCAUUAUCAGGGACUUCUAUGAUCCCCACGUGGCCGCGCCGCACAAGAGAGAGCUAGGCCCCGCCCUAUACCUGGGCUGGGGGGCGUCAGCCUUGCUCCUGAUUGGUGGGUCGCUGCUGUAUGCGGGGUCGAGUCCUCCCGGCAUCCCCGGGUCUCCGACCUUCAGCAGCGACAGCAGCCCCCGUAGAGGACCUGCCGCUCAGGUCAAAGGUUACGUCUGA